AGCAAGAGCGCGUGUGUGUGUGUGAAAAAAGGAAGCGGAGUCGGUAAACGUUGAGCUCACUGAUUUCCCAUCCGCGAACUACAGUAUCUACUACUUGCACUUAAUGCUCUCAACGUCGAAAGCCGUAGCAUGGCAAACGGGGACUGAACCGAGACGUGCUUUUUGAAAAAAGGUCCCCUGGUGAUUUGUGCGAGAAUAAAUAAGCAAAGCGAGGCCGUCUUUUGUUGAGGCAAGUGCCUUUUUCCCCCUCUGUAUGGGCAUCGGCUGUUAACGGAUAAAGUGCCUGGGUGAUCUUGUUUAGCCCUGGUUCUUGGACUUGGCCCAGGCAAGGGAGAAGGUUCGCCGGGGUCAGUUCGGAGCAGCUGCUGGGAUUGUGUUUGAAGGUGUUUGCAGCAGUCUGUUGGAAUUUAAAGAUUAUCAGACUGGCGGCUCUUGUGAAACUCUGGGGUCGUUGGCGAGGCUGAAUUCUUCCUGGAUCUGAGCGGUAAAUUCAGAAGACUGAAGCCCAGGCUCACCGUCUACCUUUCACGGAGGCCCAGCCGUGAGAGGACGGAGGAAGGCACCUGGCGAAUCAUGAGCGCCGACAAGGAGAAGGACAAGGAGCGCGAGCGCGAGCGGCGGGAGAAGGCCCGCGAGAGCGAGAGCUCGCGGCCCCGCCGCAGCUGCACCCUGGAGGGCGGAGCCAGGAACUACGCCGAGAGCGACCACAGCGAGGACGAGGACAACGACGCGGCCAGCGCCACCACCGAGGAGUCCUCCAAGAAGGGCAAGAAGAAGACGCCCAAGAAGAAGUCGCGCUACGAGCGCACCGAGAACGGGGAGAUCACCUCCUUCGUCACCGAGGACGACGUCGUUUACAGGCCCGGCGAUUGUGUGUACAUUGAGAGCCGGCGACCCAACACACCCUACUUCAUUUGUAGCAUUCAGGAUUUCAAACUGAGCAAACGAGACCAUCUGCUGAUGAGUGUGAAAUGGUACUACCGCCAGUCCGAGGUCCCAGACUCCGUAUACCAGCACCUGGUGCAGGACCGGAACAACGAGAACGACUCUGGCCGGGAGCUGGUCAUCACUGAUCCGGUGGUGAAGAGCCGGGAGCUGUUCAUCUCUGACUACGUGGACACCUACCAUGCUGCUGCUCUCAGGGGGAAGUGCAGCAUCGCCCAUUUCUCCGACAUAUUCGUCGCUCGGGAGUUCAGGGCGCGCGUGGACUCCUUCUUCUACAUCCUGGGCUACAACCCCGAAACCAGGCGCCUAAACAGCACGCAGGGGGAGAUCAGAGUGGGCCCCAGUCACCAGGCGAAGCUUCCGGAGCUCCAGCCCUUCCCGUCUCCGGGGGGCCAGCCGGUGACGGAGAAGGAGGAGCUGGUGUGGACCCCCGGGGUCAACGACUGCGACCUGCUGAUGUACCUGCGAGCGGCCAGGAGCAUGGCCGCGUUCGCCGGGAUGUGCGAUGGAGGGUCCACGGAGGACGGGUGCUUGGCUGCUUCCAGAGACGACACUACAUUAAACGCACUAAACACUCUACACGAGAGUAACUACGACGCGGGGAAGGCCCUCCAGAGGCUGGUGAAGAAGCCGGUGCCCAAGCUGGUGGAGAAGUGCUGGUCUGAGGAGGAAGUGAAGCGGUUCAUUAAAGGGCUGAGGCAGUACGGGAAGAACUUCUUCAGGAUUCGGAAAGAGCUGCUGCCCAACAAGGAGACGGGCGAGCUGAUCACCUUCUACUACUACUGGAAGAAGACGCCCGAGGCGGCCAGCUCCCGCGCUCACCGCCGUCACCGCCGGCAACCCGUCUUCCGUCGAAUCAAGACCCGCACCGCCUCCACCCCCGUCAACACCCCGUCCCGGCCCCCCUCCAGCGAGUUCCUGGACCUGAGCUCGGCCAGCGAGGAUGACUUCGACAGCGAGGACAGCGAGCAGGAGCUGAAGGGCUACGCCUGCCGCCACUGCUUCAGCACCAACUCUAAGGACUGGCACCACGGGGGCCGGGAGAACAUCCUGCUGUGCACCGACUGCCGGAUCCACUUCAAGAAGUACGGAGAGCUGCCGCCCAUCGACAAGCCCGUCGACCCCCCGCCGUUCAUGUUCAAACCCGUCAAAGAGGAAGAGGAUGGGCCCGGAGGGAAGCAUAGCAUGAGGACCCGCCGCAACAGAGCCUCGAUGUCGACUCUGAGAAGCGGGCGGAAGAAGCAGACGGCCAGCCCCGAUGGCCGCGCGUCGCCCGGCAACGAGGACCUGCGCUCCAGCGGCCGCACCUCCCCCAGCGCGGCCAGCACCUCCAGCACAGACAGCAAGGCCGAGCCGCUGAAGAAGCCCAGCAAGAAGAUCAAAGAGGAGGUUCCCUCGCCCAUGAAGAGCGGCAAACGGCAGCGGGAGAAAGGAACCUCAGACACCGAGGAGCCGGAGAGGAGCUCGGCCAAGAAAUCCAAGACUCAGGAGCUGAGCAGGCCGGGUUCGCCCUCGGAGGGCGAGGGCGAGGGCGAGAGCUCGGACAGCCGCAGCGUGAACGACGAGGGCAGCAGCGACCCCAAAGACAUCGACCAGGACAACCGCAGCUCCUCCCCCAGCAUCCCCAGCCCCCGCGACAACGAGAGCGACUCGGACUCCUCCGCCCAGCACCCCGCCGGGGCCCCCGCCCAGGCCUCCGCCCCCCCGGCCCCGCCCGCCCCGCCCGUCCAGGUCUCCCCCUCCGUACCCCCGACCGCCAUGCCGCCGCAGCUGCCCCAGCCCUCGCCCCUGUCACUCAUCCAGCCAGGCCCCUCCCUCCACCCUCAGAGGCUCCCCUCCCCCGACUCGCCCCUGCAGGGCCUGACUCAGGCUCCGCCCCUGUGCCCGCCCGGCGCACAGACAAUCCCGCUGCAGCCCCUCCUGCACCCGCUGGCAGGCCCCUCCCACCUGCCCCACCCCCUGCCUCCUCAGCCCUUCUCCAUGCCCUCCCAAUCUCAGGUGGCUCCGCCCUCUGUGCUGCCGGGCCCGCCCCCCACCCCGGGGCUGUCCCUCCCCCAGGCCUCCCCCCACACGCCCACCUCCCAGCCGCCAUCUUCCUCACAGGGGCCUCCUCAGCCCCCCCGGGAGCAGCCGCUGCCCCCCGCGCCCCUGUCCAUGCCCCACAUCAAACCCCCCCCGACCACGCCCAUCCCGCACAUGCCCAACCCGCCGUCUCACAAGCACCCCCCGCACCUCUCGGCCCCGCCCUUCCCACAGAUGCCCUCCAACCUGCCCCCGCCCCCCGCGCUCAAACCGCUCAGCUCGCUCUCCACGCACCACCCGCCCUCCGCCCACCCGCCCCCCCUCCAGCUCAUGCCCCAGGGGCAGCAGCUGCAGCCCCCGCCCGCCCAGCCCCCCGUGCUCACCCAAUCCCAGAACCUCCCGGCCACGUCCAGCCACCCGCCCCCGCCCUGCCCCUCCAUCUCCUCUCAGACGCCCUUCCCCUCGCACCCCUUCAUCCCCGGCGGGGCGCCCGUGCUGCCCCCCUCCUCUGCUGCCCCCGCCUCCUCCGCCUCCCUCCCCGGCCUGCAGGCGCCGCCCCCGUCCAUCUCCACGCCCCUGCCCGCCUCCGUCAGCACCUCCACCGGAGUCCCGCCCGUUCACAUUAAGGAGGAGCCGCUGGACGAGUCGGAGGUGCCCGAGAGCCCGCCCCCUCCGCCGCGGAGCCCCUCCCCCGAGCCCACGGUGGUCAACACGCCCAGCCACGCCAGCCAAUCAGCAAGGUUCUGCAAGCACUUGGACCGCGGCUACAACUCGUGCGCUAGGACGGACCUGUACUUCACCCCCCUGCCCGGCUCCAAGCUGGCCAAGAAACGGGAGGAGGCCGUGGAGAGGGCCAAGAGAGAGGCCGAGCAGAAGGCCCGGGAGGAGAAGGAGAAAGAGAGGGAGAAGGAGAAGGAGCGAGAAAGGGAGCGGGAGAGAGAGAGGGAGGCUGACAGGGCUGCUAAAGCCAGCUCGUCUCACGACGGCCGGAUGGGCGAGCCCACCAUGGCAGGCCCCGCCCACAUGCGGCCGUCCUUCGAGCCGCCCACCACCAUCGCGGCGGUGCCCCCCUACAUCGGGCCGGACACGCCCGCCCUGCGCACCCUCAGCGAGUACGCCCGCCCCCACGUCAUGUCCCCGACCAAUCGGAACCACCCGUUCUUCGUCUCGCUGCCGGCCGACCCGCUGCUGGCCUAUCACAUGCCGGGGCUGUACAACGGCGACCCGGGCAUGCGGGAGCGGGAGCUGCGCGAACGCGAGAUGAGGGAGCGGGAGAUCCGCGAGCGGGAGCUGCGAGAGAGGAUGAAGCCCGGGUUCGAGGUCAAGCCGCCCGAGCUGGAGGGCCUGCACCCGGGCGCCAACCCCAUGGAGCACUUCGCCCGGCACGGCGCCCUCACGCUGCCCCACAUGGCGGGGCACCACCCCUUCGCCGCCUUCCACCCGGGCCUCAACCCGCUGGAGCGGGAGCGGCUGGCGCUGGCCGGGCCCCAGCUCCGCCCCGACAUGACCUACCCCGAGCGGCUGGCCGCCGAGCGCCUCCACGCCGAGAGGAUGGCGUCCGUCGCCAACGACCCCAUCGCCCGGCUGCAGAUGUUCAACGUGACGCCGCACCACCACCAGCACUCCCACAUACACUCGCACCUCCACCUGCACCAGCAGGACCCGCUGCACCAAGGUGGUGAAUGCCUUGUGUGUCCCCCAGGUUCUGGGGCCCACCCGCUGGUGGACCCGCUCGUAGCCGGACCGCACCUGGCCCGGUUCCCCUACCCGCCCGGCAGCAUCCCCAACCCCCUGCUCGGCCAGCCGCCCCACGAGCACGAGAUGCUCCGGCACCCUGUGUUCGGCACGCCGUACCCGCGGGACCUCCCCGGCGCGCUCCCGCCCCCCAUGUCGGCGGCGCACCAGCUGCAGGCCAUGCACGCGCAGUCGGCCGAGCUGCAGAGACUCGCCAUGGAGCAGCAGUGGCUGCACGGACACCACCACAUGCACGGGGGCCCGCUGCCCGGACAGGAGGACUACUACAGCCGUCUGAAGAAAGAGAGCGACAAGCAGCUGUAGCCCGAGGAGCUCGUCUGGCAGAGCGGCGGCGGAGUGGGCGGGGCCUCUGAGACUGGACGCCUGUGAGGAACUCUACGCUGCUCUCAGAACACUUUAAACUAAGACAAAACGAGUGACUGGAGAGGAUCUUCUGAAGAUUUUUAAUUUUUUGUUUGUCUCCACCACCCAACAUACCCCAACCUCCCCGCCCGCCCCCUUUCCGGAUUCUGUACUUUUCUAUUUUGAGAGAAAUGGAAAUCAUUUGACACAUAGCGUACGCGUAGUGCCCGGAGGACAUCUUCAGACUGAUCAUGACUCCCCUUGCAUGGCGAACUCUGAAACAUGUCCCUGCAUUUCUUUUUUUUUUUUGUAGGUUCUAGAAAAACGAGUCACUUUGUCACUGUGCUUAAAUACAUAAAAGGAGAGAGAGCAGUUCAAUGUAUCCAAAAUCUUUAAAGUGCUAUCUGAAAGUCUAGUUAUUUUAAUACAGUGUAGGAAGUUUUCAUAAUUUUAAAGAAAGCUAAAAAAAAAAUCUGCAGCAUGGCUUUGAGUCUGUAAAUAAUAUAUUAUUAUUAUUAUUAUUAUUAUUAUUAGGUGUGGAUUCCUAACCAAGGCGUCAGACCUUCAACAUUAUAGUUCUAAAGCAUUAUCCCUUUAUUUCAAAGGGGAGCACAAUGGCAUUAUUUGAGCAGGAAAUGUUUUUUUUUUUUUUUAAUGGUCAGCAGCAUCACAGGGGGGUUGUGGGAUGACUGGUACAGUAUAUCUCAUCCACACGGCCCACUGAAGCGACGUCUCAGAACAGGUCUCUCCCGUGAUGCCUGGAGACCCCCUCAGUCAGGAUUGGUCGGCUGUCCCGUGCCUGUCACACGCCCCACGGUUACGCCUCUGCUCGUUCAGUUCUCAUCUGUUCUCAGUCGGUUUUUCGAAAGGAGCGUCUUUGCCCCCUAAGAUGUGGCGUUGGGCACCGGGGGGGCCCCACACUUGGACCCCGAGGGCCCCAGCCCUUAGAGAGACAAACUGCACUGUAAGGGCUCAGAUAAGGGAUCCAGGGGUGGGGUGGGGUGGGGAGGGGGGCUGUCAGUAGAUGUGUGUCCACACUUACUCUUCAAGUAUCAAGGCUCUGGGCUGAAUAAGCAAAUGCACUUUUAAACCUUGGUAAUUACCCAUAAAAAUUAUCCCCCCCCCCCAAUCAAAAGCUGAAGGUAAAAUGUGUAGGGAAAGUGUGAUAUUUAUUGAAGCAAAUAAAGGGCAAUAUCAUGAGUGCAACUGUGUGGAAUGGGGGAUAUAAAAAUCUGAUCCAGUAUUUCCUGACAAUGGGACCCUGCAGAUGAAAUUUGCAUUGGAUUCAUGUUUAUACAUUUAGUUUUUUCUUUUUUAAACAAAGGGUGUAACUUAGUGCUAAUGGGGAAAAAGGCACUUGCUCAUUGUACUUCAUCUCUUCUGUUGCUGACUCCAGUAAGAGGGCUUUUCCACAACCUGGAUCCAAUAUUUCAGUUGGUACCAUGUUCACUGUGAUGCGAGAGGUGCACCCGGACGAGGUGGAGGGGGCGGGGCCUCCUACUCAGUAGGUGGGCGGGGUCACGGGGGUGGAGCCUAACCGACUGUGUGGCCACUCCCAGCCCACAGCGUAGUAGGCUGUACAUUUGCCAUUGUAGACUGUUAUUUUUCCAGGCGUCUUCUGUCGUUGGACGGUUAUGUCGGACCUGUCAGACCAUGUAUGAUGAAUUUGUGAUUCAUGGCUGUCCCCCCCCCCCCCCCCCUCCCCCCACCUUCUGUACGCAUCCGUUUGUAUGCAUCUUCCACAAAUACACUGUUGCUGUAGAAGAAGAAUGCCACUUCCGGAGGACGUGAGCUUUAGCUGGGUUUUCCCUACGUGUAAGGUCUGCUUAAAGUGACACCAAGCUGGUUUUACUCUGAGCCAUGGUUUACCGUGAAGAGCCCAUGGUUCUGACCCGACCAGCUUCCUGUUAACGGUAGCAUUAUUUGCCCCGCCCCCCCUCAACCACCCGCCAAUUUUAAAUCCUGAAUUUUAUUCCUUCAUUUUCCUGUCUCUUUGUUCGGUACCAUGUAUUAGAAUUUUUUUUUCCUUUUAAAAACGUUUUAUUUUUACUUUUUUUGUGUAUCAAACCUAUGAUGUUAAGUGUUGUCAAUGGUUUAGCUUCUUGUUUCAAAGCAGCAAUAGCAGAAUGUAAAUUCAGACUGCUAAAAAUUUAUAUAUACCGGUAUCUUGAAGCUUAUUGUAUAUAUUAGUAGUUUGCCAUGGGAUGACACAAUGUAAACAAAUAGUAGAGAUAAUUAAGAAAAGGUGUGAGUCCUGUGUUUUCUCUCCAUUUGAGUAUUUUGUAAUUUUUUUGAAAAAUUUGUGGAGUUAAAAUAAACUUAAGUUACACCACAGAA
Messenger RNA from Anguilla anguilla (European eel), 7401 nucleotides. RefSeq names its product arginine-glutamic acid dipeptide (RE) repeats a (gene rerea). Lineage: Eukaryota; Metazoa; Chordata; Actinopteri; Anguilliformes; Anguillidae. Gene Ontology annotation, cellular component: nucleus. Bases 574 to 5025 code for a protein of 1483 amino acids. Gene Ontology annotation, molecular function: sequence-specific DNA binding; chromatin binding; transcription corepressor activity. The record is from RefSeq and is a predicted model, not a curated record. The transcript is spliced from 22 exons. Gene Ontology annotation, biological process: regulation of DNA-templated transcription.